Messenger RNA from Baudoinia panamericana UAMH 10762, 1608 nucleotides. RefSeq lists its product as uncharacterized. Gene Ontology annotation, molecular function: isocitrate lyase activity. The record is from RefSeq and is a predicted model, not a curated record. NCBI's taxonomy places the organism in Eukaryota, Fungi, Ascomycota, Dothideomycetes, Mycosphaerellales, Teratosphaeriaceae. The transcript has 3 exons. Gene Ontology annotation, biological process: carboxylic acid metabolic process. Bases 1 to 1608 code for a protein of 535 amino acids.
AUGGACGCCGAGGAGCAGCGCUACCAAGACGAGGUCAAGGAGCUGAAGCAGUGGUGGACCGACUCAAGAUGGCGACACACUCGUCGUCCGUUCACGGCCGAGCAGAUUGCUUCGAAAAGAGGCAAUCUGAAGAUUGAGUACCCGAGCAAUGCAAUGUCGAAGAAGCUGUGGAAGACCGUGGAGGAGAGGUUUGCCAAUCGUGAUGUCUCCUUCACCUAUGGUUGUCUCGACCCCGUGAUGGUGACACAGAUGGCCAAGUACCUCGACACAGUGUACGUCUCCGGCUGGCAAUCUUCGUCGACUGCCUCUGCAAGCGACGAACCAGGCCCAGAUCUCGCGGAUUACCCUUACACGACGGUCCCAAACAAGGUAGCACAUCUCUUCAAGGCGCAGCUUUUCCACGACCGCAAGCAGCGCCAGGAACGCCUUGACACGCCCGUUGCGAACAGGAGCAAAGUCAGCAACACCGACUUUCUACGACCAAUCAUCGCAGAUGCGGAUACCGGACACGGUGGUCUUACUGCCGUCAUGAAGCUGACGCAACUGUUCGUGGAGAAGGGCGCGGCUGGUAUUCACAUCGAAGAUCAGAUGCCGGGAACGAAGAAGUGCGGACAUAUGGCUGGUAAGGUCCUGGUGCCCAUAAGCGAGCACAUCAACCGCCUGGUCGCCAUUCGUGCCCAGGCGGACAUCAUGGGCUCGGACUUACUGGCGGUGGCACGCACGGACUCCGAAGCAGCCACUCUUAUCACCACCACGAUCGAUCCGCGAGACCAUGCUUUCGUUCUUGGUGCCACGAACCCAGCGCUACAGCCGCUGAACGACCUAAUGAUCGCGGCAGAGCAAGCUGGCAAGCAAGGUGCCGAGCUGCAAGCGAUCGAAGACAGCUGGACUGCGCAGGCAAACCUCAAGCUGUACCACGAAGCCGUAGCCGAUACUAUCCACGCUGGCGUGCAUGUAGACAAGCAGGGUCUGAUUGACGAGUACACGAAUCUGUCCAAGGGCAAGAGUAACUCCGAGUGUCGCGCCAUCGCCAAGGGCUUGACCGGCGUUGAUGUCUACUUUGACUGGGACGCGCCCAGAACCAGGGAAGGCUUCUACAGAUACCAGGGCGGCUGUCAGUGUGCGAUCGUCCGGGCUUGCGCUUACGCGCCGUACGCGGAUCUCAUCUGGAUGGAAAGUAAGAUGCCGGAUUUCGCUCAGGCGAAAGAGUUCGCAGAGGGUGUGCACGCUGUUUGGCCGGAGCAGAAACUCGCCUACAACCUCUCCCCAUCAUUCAACUGGAAAGCCGCCAUGCCCGCCGACGAGCAGCAGACCUACAUCGCCCGCCUCGGCAAGCUCGGCUACUGCUGGCAAUUCAUCACGCUCGCCGGCCUGCACUCCACCGCCCUCAUCAGCAACGCCUUCUCGCGCGACUUCGCCAAGCGCGGCAUGCGUGCCUACGGCGAGACGGUACAGGAGCCGGAGAUGGCGCAGGGCGUUGAGGUCGUCACCCACCAGAAGUGGAGCGGUGCGAACUACGUUGACGAGUUGUUGAGGAUGGUUAGUGGUGGUGUGAGCAGCACGAGCGCGAUGGGCAAGGGUGUGACGGAAGACCAGUUCAAGCAUUGA